Molecule: messenger RNA, 267 nt
Organism: Emiliania huxleyi CCMP1516
Lineage: Eukaryota; Haptophyta; Isochrysidales; Noelaerhabdaceae
Exons: 2
Coding region: 1-267 (88 amino acids)
Source: RefSeq, a predicted model, not a curated record
AUGCUGCGCGACGGCGGCGACGCGGGCGUGCUGGUGCACGAGGAGGGCCGCGGCUGCCUCGUCGGCAACAACGUGCACUCGAAUGCCACGUACGGCGUCGCGGCGCUCAACGGUGGCUGCCCGGCCGCAUCGCGCAACUGGCUGCACGGGAGGCGGCAGGGCGGACUCCUCGUCGACGACGCUGGGGCCGGGGAGUACUUUCGCAACGAGGUGGAGGGCAACGCAAAGUCGGGCGUCACGCUGCGCGGCGCCAUCCGCCUCUCUUGA